Osmerus eperlanus (European smelt) is the source of this 1447-nucleotide messenger RNA. RefSeq names its product probable G-protein coupled receptor 139. Gene Ontology annotation, molecular function: G protein-coupled receptor activity. Lineage: Eukaryota; Metazoa; Chordata; Actinopteri; Osmeriformes; Osmeridae. The transcript is spliced from 2 exons. Gene Ontology annotation, biological process: phospholipase C-activating G protein-coupled receptor signaling pathway. Bases 43 to 1116 code for a protein of 357 amino acids. The record is from RefSeq and is a predicted model, not a curated record. Gene Ontology annotation, cellular component: plasma membrane.
CAGACAUGGUCAUGUCUGCUAUUGCCUGCUAGACACUGAAGCAUGGAGGGGGCCUUUGUCACAGUUCAGAAGAUCUACUACCCAUUACUAUGCAUAUUGGGUAUACCAGCCAACCUGUUCACAUUCUACAUGAUCUGCUUCCGUAAGUGUGGGAUGUCCAACACAGCUGUCAUCUACCUGAGCUGCUUGGCCAUCGUAGACGCCUUCUACCUGGUGUGGGUGAACCUGGUGGACCUUACGCUAACCUUCUGGCAGUUGCAGCCCUUCUGGAACUCUUACCCUUGGUGCAACAUCCUCACUUUCCUGCAGUACAGCUCCCUCACCUGCUCCUCCUGGAUCGUGGUGGUGUUCACCAUCGAGCGUCACCUGGUCCUUAGCAGCACCACGGCCAAGCGGCACUUCUCCCAGGCCCGCGUGACCCGGCUCACCUGCGUGGCCAUCAUCCUCUUCUCCGCCCUGGCUUCUGUCCCCAUGAGCUGGAUCAACGAGGUGUCCACCGUGAACGUCACGGUGAAGGGGGAGCAGGUGGAGCUGCCCAGGUGUGUCUACAGGGAUGCCACGUACACCACCGUGCUGGUGUGGAUCACCACCUUCCUGUCCGGAGGGGUUCCCAUCGUCCUGGUCAUCCUCUUCAACUCCCUGAUCGCCUGUCACCUGAGCCGCGCCAGCCAGCUGUUCACGGAGGUGGAGAGCAGGGCCAUGAGGGGGCGGAGCACCAGGUGCAUGGUGAGGAGAACCAUCCUGCUGCUGGGUACAGUGUCCGUCACCUUCGUGGUGCUCAUCCUGCCGCGCUUCGUCACCUACUGCAUCCUGCGCACCAAGUACAACCACAAGGGCUUUGACAGGAACGACUACGGGAUGAUCAUCAACGUGGUCAGCGACGUGGCCAACAUGCUGCAGAACCUCAACUCCGCCACCAACUUCCUCCUCUACUGCGUGGUGAGCCGAGGGUUCCGCCGGGAGCUGAUCCACGUGCUCACCUGCACGGUCAGAACCCGAGAGCUAGGAUCUUUCUUCACCCACACCACCAUGAAGGUCUUCUCUGUGCACCACAAGCAGCCUCCGGCCCCGGAUCCUGUCGCUGUGGUUCUGACGCACCUCAAGCACACCCAGUAGACAUGAGGGAGAUGGAAUGUUGGACUGGGAUGCAUUCGCUGAAGGCUACUGGACUUUUGAAAUAACAUUCCAUUUAUUUAGAAUGAUAGAAACCUUUUUUUCGAGGGAGUGUAACUUAUUUAAAAAAUGCCACCGUAUGCUUGAAUAGUAGUCAGUAGCAUAAAUGCAUUGUUUUUACACAAAAAACAAUGCAUUUUUGCUUCCAAAAAAUGGGAAUGUAGCCUGAUUCUAUUCUAACUCUUCUUACAUGUUUUAUACAAGUUUUACAUACUCUUUACAAGUUUUACACCAUAUCUAUAUUUAUUAUUUGCUCUAAGUUCCCUUUUUACAG